UUAGAUUGUACAUUUUUAAUUCAUUAAAUCAUAUUGUGUUACUGGAUUACAAAUAUAGAUGUGAACCCUCUAUGUCACCCUAUACACAAAAAUAAUGAUAUGAGAGUGCAAAAAUAGAAAGCUUCAUUUUGUUUUUAGUAUGAAAUGGGAGACAUAUUGGGCUUUGGAUUUCUCCAUGUCUAGCGCUUCCACCAGCUCUUUAUCCUCUCGGUAAAGUUUCAUAUCCAUCCAUAGUUCUCAAAAACAGUUUCUAAUUUUUAUGCUUGUGGGUGCAAAAUGCUUUUAGCAAUCCCAACAAAUUCACAAUCUCUUCCAAUUGAAAUCAAGGGCGAGAAUUCCAAGACCCAUCAAAGUCGGUUUCUUCACUUGCUGACUGACUGUACAGAUUUGUCAAAGCUCAAACAAAUACAUGCUCAGGCAAUUCGUAACUUCUCGACCCACAAUUCCUCUCUCUUUCUCUACAGCCGAAUUCUCCACGUUUCGUCUUUAAUUGAUUUUGAUUAUGCCUGCCGUGUUUUUAAUCAAAUUGAUAACCCCAAUUCGUUCAUGUGGAACACUCUGAUCGGAGCCUGUGCACGGAGCUUGGACCGGAAAGAGCAGGCGAUUGAAAUCUUUUACAGAAUGUUAGAAGAAGGUUCAGUUGAACCAGAUAAACAUACUUUUCCUUUUCUUCUUAAAGCUUGUGCUUAUGUAUUUGCUUUAUCUGAAGGGAGGCAGGCCCAUGCUCAAAUUUUUAAACUUGGGUUAGAUUUGGAUGUUUAUGUUGGGAAUAGCUUGAUUCAUUUAUAUGCUUCUUGUGGAUGUUUGAGUAUGGCGUUGAAGGUGUUUGAGAAAAUGCCUCUUAGAAGUUUGGUGUCGUGGAAUGUGAUGAUUGAUGCGUAUGUUCAAAGUGGGCUUUUCGAGAAUGCUCUCAAGCUAUUUGUUGAAAUGCAAAACAGCUUUGAGCCUGAUGGGUAUACAAUGCAGAGUAUAGUUAGUGCUUGUGCUGGUAUUGGAGCUUUAUCUCUGGGGAUGUGGGCUCAUGCUUAUGUGUUGAGAAAGGCCAGUGGCGCUAUGGCGGGUGAUGUUUUGAUCAACUCCUCACUAGUGGAUAUGUACAGCAAGUGUGGUUCUUUAAGAAUGGCUCAGCAGGUCUUUGAGACAAUGCCCAAGCAUGACCUAAAUUCAUGGAAUUCUAUGAUUCUAGCGCUCGCCAUGCAUGGACGGGGGCAGGCUGCCUUGCAAUGUUUUUCUCGGCUGGUUGAAAUGGAGAAGUUUUUGCCUAAUUCUGUCACGUUUGUUGGUGUUCUUAGUGCAUGUAACCACGGAGGCAUGGUUGCUGACGGCCGGAAAUAUUUUGAUAUGAUGGUUAAUGACUACAAGAUUGAACCCCGGUUAGAGCACUAUGGAUGCCUUGUCGAUCUUCUAUCUCGCUCUGGUUUUAUUGAUGAAGCUUUGGAGUUAGUGGCAAAUAUGCAUAUAAAGCCAGAUGCAGUGAUUUGGAGGAGUCUUCUUGAUGCUUGCUACAAGCAGAAUGCUGGUGUUGAGUUGAGCGAAGAAGUGGCAUUCAAAAUUCUUCAAUCUGAAAAAACAAUUUCUAGUGGUGUUUAUGUGAUGUUGUCAAGAGUCUAUGCUUCAGCACGCCAGUGGAACGAUGUCGGAAUCAUAAGGAAGGUGAUGACCGAUAUGGGUGUGACAAAAGAGCCGGGCUGCAGUUCGAUUGAAAUUGAUGGUAUUAGCCAUGAGUUUUUUGCAGGAGACACAUCACACCCCAGGAUAAAAGAGAUCUACGGUGUUAUUGAUUUGAUUGAGGAAAAACUGGAGAGACGUGGUUACUCACCUGACUGUUCACAGGCAACCAUGGUAGAUGAACCCGAUAACAUCAAACAACAAUCGCUUAAGUUGCAUAGUGAGAGACUUGCCAUUGCUUUUGGGUUACUAAACUUGAAACCAGGUACGCCAGUGCGUAUAUUUAAGAAUCUUAGAGUAUGCAACGACUGCCACCAAGUCACCAAGUUGAUUUCUGAAAUCUUCAACGUGGAGAUUAUCAUGCGAGAUCGUAAUAGGUUUCAUCAUUUUAAGCAUGGAAUGUGUUCCUGCAUGGACUUCUGGUGAUUUCUUUGAAGUUCAGCAUAUGGAAGGUGGAACCUUUCCAAAAUCCAUAUCGACAAUGCUACCUAAACCCUAGACUCCGUUAGAAAGUCGAGGUUGCAAGAGCCCUAUCUCAUAAAAUGGAAAUUUAAUGAUACAAAAAGCUUCCUAAAUUUGGUUGCAACUACUGAUAUGGAAAACUACAUCAAUUCACGUCUUCUGUGAAUCCCUAAUUAACAAGUAGUUAGAAGAUGCAAAAGAGUUGAACAUUUCAGAAGCAGAAAUCGACUUAUAUGCUCUUCCACAUAUGACUUCAAGCUUCCUUUUGUUGUAAUUAUUUGUGUGUGGCUAAAUAAAUGAAGAAUCCGAAUGACGAGGAGUAGGAUCAUCCGGGCACCAAUCUCAGACUUGUUUGAGAAUAUAAUUGCCACAAUCUUUUGAUAACAAUGUAUCGGUAUUAUUCGCUAGGGAUUUUAUGAUAAACAUUGUUUUGCAAGGUCCUUUCCCACUGAAAAACAAAAGAUGCGAAGACGGAUGUUAAGGAAAAGAAGAUCAAAACAAACAACAAUGUCAGUUCAACAAAAAAGGGGUUGAAAAUCUCACAUUUGGAUGAUUCAAGAACGGCAACCACAUGCAUGAUUGCGUUGUUGGGAGGAAGUUGCAGGCGAAGAGGAUAAAGAUUCCCAUUCAAUGGAUUGCGAGUACACACAAUGAUACCUUCAAAUCCUAUUUCUUCCUUCAAUUUGCGAGUCAGCUCCUCCACCCCAUUUCCUUUGAAUGUAAAAGAAGAACCCUCCAUUAUAUCUUUAUCUACAUCUCCACUUUCAUCA
Molecule: messenger RNA, 2900 nt
Organism: Cucumis sativus (cucumber)
Lineage: Eukaryota; Viridiplantae; Streptophyta; Magnoliopsida; Cucurbitales; Cucurbitaceae
Product: pentatricopeptide repeat-containing protein At1g59720, chloroplastic/mitochondrial
Exons: 1
Coding region: 277-2094 (605 amino acids)
Biological process (GO): RNA modification
Molecular function (GO): zinc ion binding; protein binding; RNA binding
Source: RefSeq, a predicted model, not a curated record